AUGGAUGGAAAUCAAGAAACGCUGAAAGAAGAUGGCCUCGUACUAUUAGCACUGGUUGGUAUGAAAUAUCCAUGUCAUCCCAAAAUGAAAGAGGCCGUGAAAGAAUGCCAGAAUGCAGGAGUAGAUGUCAAGAUGAUCACCGGCGACGAUGUUUCCAUUGCGAAAGACAUAGCCAGAGAGUGUGGAAUACUAAUGGAUACAGAUGAGGACGGUGCAGUAAUAACUGGUGAGGAGUUUCGAGGCUACUCUCCAAAUAAAAUAAUUGAUGAAGUAGACAAAAUCCAAGUCAUGGCAUGCUCAUCUCUUGAUGAUAAACUACUAAUGGUGAAAACAUUGAAGAAAAGAGAUCACAUCGUUGCAGUCUCUGGGUAUAGCAGAAAUGAUGUAUUGGCAUUGUUAGAAGCUCAUAUAGGAAUCUCCAUGGGAAUCCUAGGCACCGACGAAGUUGGCAAGGAAAAUUUCGGUAUGUUUGAGCUCACUCUCAAUCUUGCUGCUCUUGUUGUCUUCUUUCUUUCAGCAGUUUCAGCUGGUGAAGUCCCAUUGAACUCGACCUUAGUAUUAUGGCUGAACUUGAUCAUAAAUACACUGGCUUCUAUGGCUCUUGCAACAGAGAAGCCCAGCCAUGGUACCCCAAAAAAAUCCAUCCAGAGACAACAUGUGGAUAAAGAAGAGCCACUCAUGUCCCAUGUCAUGUGGAGGAAUCUCUUGGGUCAAGUUAUGUAUCAGAUUGUUGUCGUUUUGACAUUACUGUUCAAGGCCAAAUCAAUUUUGGGUUUUGAAGCUAAGAUGGCCAAUUUAACUGACGCUGAAGAAAUCAAGGAAAUGAAGGCAUAUUUUAUUAAGGAAAGAAAUACCUUGCUCUUCAAUGCUUUCCUGCUGUGCUAA
This is a messenger RNA of Ziziphus jujuba (common jujube), 885 nucleotides long. Its product is annotated as calcium-transporting ATPase 12, plasma membrane-type-like. Bases 1 to 885 code for a protein of 294 amino acids. Gene Ontology annotation, molecular function: nucleotide binding; P-type calcium transporter activity. The record is from RefSeq and is a predicted model, not a curated record. The transcript is spliced from 2 exons. Gene Ontology annotation, cellular component: intracellular membrane-bounded organelle. Lineage: Eukaryota; Viridiplantae; Streptophyta; Magnoliopsida; Rosales; Rhamnaceae.